UCGCCUUCAGCGGAAUUCACAUGCUUUGAAUUCGAAGGACAGUUCCCACUUGCUCCGUUCUUCGAUCAUUCCAGCGCCAAAAUUCCCAGAUUCUUUCCGUAGAUUCCAGUCUCCACCGACCAUCGCGAUUGUUUAAUGCGCCGUCACAUGUAUAACUUCCUCGUUCCACGUUCCAACUCUCGAUUCGUCGUCAUACCAUGCUUGUUUAAUUGAAUUACCACGCCCCAUGUGCUCGGCUUUUGAUCGUCGUCCUAGAAUCAUCCUCUCGCCCGUCUUUAGCUUUUGAGAAAUCCUCAAUUUGAGAUUGAUUCUGAGAAAGAGUAGUUCGUGUUUGUUCGUUGGUUUCAUCAUUGUCGUUUAGUUUUCCGGAUUGAAGGGGGGAAGAUGAAUGUGGUCAAGUCUCAGGUAUGGCAACCGUGUAAGAAGAAGAGAUCUUGAUCGGGGGAAUUUGUAGGGAGGAAGGGGUGAAAGAGUUUAGAAUUGGAGACGGAUAUGGCUUCCAGGUCCAGCGGUCAUAACAAAGCGCGGGUCGGGAGAUACGAGCUGGGACGAACCCUUGGAGAGGGCAGCUUCGCCAAGGUUAAGUUUGCUCGGAACUGCGAGACAGGGGAGAAUGUAGCCAUCAAAAUUCUGGACAAAGAGAACAUUCUCAAACACAAGAUGAUCGGGCAGAUUAAACGUGAAAUAUCCACUAUGAAACUCAUUAGACAUCCAAAUGUCAUUCGCAUGUAUGAGGUGAUGGCUAGCAAGACCAAGAUAUAUAUUGUCUUGGAAUUUGUAACGGGUGGAGAACUGUUUGACAAAAUUUCAUGUAAGGGAAGACUGAAAGAAGAUGAAGCAAGAAAGUAUUUUCAGCAGUUAAUAAAUGCAGUGGAUUAUUGUCAUAGCAGAGGUGUUUGUCAUCGAGACCUAAAGCCAGAGAAUUUAUUACUGGAUGCUAGUGGUGUUCUAAAAAUUUCAGAUUUUGGAUUGAGUGCUCUACCUCAACAAGUACGAGACGAUGGAUUACUUCACACAACUUGUGGAACACCCAAUUAUGUUGCUCCAGAGGUUAUCGACAAUAAAGGGUACUUUGGAGCAAAGGCUGACCUUUGGUCAUGUGGGGUUAUCCUUUUUGUUCUCAUGGCAGGCUACUUGCCAUUUGAAGAGUCCAAUCUCAUGCAACUGUAUAAAAAGAUAUUCAAGGCGGACUUCACAUGUCCUCCAUGGUUCUCCUCUAGUGCCAAGAAAUUAAUCAAGAGGAUCCUGGAUCCGAAUCCAUUAACUAGAAUUACAAUUGCUGAAAUCCUUGAGAAUGAUUGGUUUAAGAAAGGAUACAAGGCACCCAGUUUCGAAAAUGACGAAAUCAGUCUUGAUAACAUUGAUGACAUCUUUAAUGAAUCAGGGGGCACUGAUAACCUUGUUGUUGAGAGGAGAGAAGAUAAAUCUGCAUCACUUGCAUCACCUGUCACCAUGAAUGCAUUCGAGCUCAUCUCUAAGUCUCGGGGCCUCGACCUUGCCACUCUCUUUGAGAAGCAAAUGGGCAUAAUUAAACGUGAAACAAGAUUCACAUCCAAUUGUCCAGCAGAUGAAAUCAUUUCGAAGAUAAAAAACACAGCUGUUCCUUUGGGUUUUGAUGUGAAGAUUAAUAACUUCAAGAUGAAGCUCCAAGGGGAAAAAACUGGACGCAAAGGUCAUUUAUCGGUUGCAACAGAGAUCUUUCAGGUUGCUCCUUCACUGCAUCUGGUGGAGCUUCGCAAAGCGGGAGGCGACACUUUAGAAUUCCAAAAGUUCUAUAAUAACCUCUCAACUGGACUGAAAGAUAUUGUAUGGAGAUACGGAGACGAGGUGGAGCAGGAAAGUAAGGGUGCAAAUUGUUGAAAGUUCGGUAAUUGCUUCUUUGGAGUGAAUGUUCAAAUAUGCAACCCCCCCCCCCCCAAAAAAAAAAAAAAAAAAAAGGGAGAGAGGAGAGAAAAACUAUGUUCAUGUUGUGAAAUUUGGAGAUUUUUAAUAGUAUGAUAAGAUGAAAUGACUUGGCCAUUAUUAUGCAUUUUUUUAAAUGAAUAAAUGAUUUUUUUGUUUUAUAA
Messenger RNA from Cucumis melo (muskmelon), 2066 nucleotides. Its product is annotated as CBL-interacting serine/threonine-protein kinase 23. The transcript has 15 exons. The coding region runs from base 493 to 1860 and encodes 455 amino acids. The record is from RefSeq and is a predicted model, not a curated record. Gene Ontology annotation, molecular function: ATP binding; protein kinase activity. Lineage: Eukaryota; Viridiplantae; Streptophyta; Magnoliopsida; Cucurbitales; Cucurbitaceae. Gene Ontology annotation, biological process: protein phosphorylation; signal transduction.